Messenger RNA from Python bivittatus (Burmese python), 4187 nucleotides. RefSeq names its product TBC1 domain family member 20 (gene TBC1D20). NCBI's taxonomy places the organism in Eukaryota, Metazoa, Chordata, Lepidosauria, Squamata, Pythonidae. Gene Ontology annotation, molecular function: GTPase activator activity. Gene Ontology annotation, cellular component: endoplasmic reticulum membrane. The record is from RefSeq and is a predicted model, not a curated record. Gene Ontology annotation, biological process: positive regulation of GTPase activity; endoplasmic reticulum to Golgi vesicle-mediated transport.
CAAGUGGGUGGAAGGGGAAAAGGGAAGACACGGAGUCCGGCAGGCCGCCGGGAUGAUCCUCUGCGGUGGCCGGAGACCAUGGCCCAGCCGAGGCCGCCACGGCUGCAUGACAACGGGGGACGAGAUUUUGACGCAAAGCAAAAGAGAAAAAUAGCCGAGAUCUACCAAGUGCUAAACAAUGAGCCUGUUGACAUUGCUCCCCUCCGGCGCAUGGCUAUCAGCGAAGGAGGUCUCCUCGUGGAUGAGAUUCGCUGCAAAGUAUGGCCCAAACUGCUCAACGUGAACAUAGAUGACCUGCUCCCUACACCAGAGGAAGAACUUCGGGAGAAUAGCAAAGAUUAUCAGCAAGUAUUGUUGGAUGUGAGGCGAUCCCUCCGACGUUUCCCUCCAGAUAUGCCAGAUGAGCAAAGGGAGGGACUGCAGGAAGAGUUGAUAGACUGCAUCCUGCAAGUUCUGCAGCGCAACCCACAGCUCCAUUAUUACCAGGGCUACCAUGACAUCGUGGUCACAUUUCUUCUCGUCGUGGGGGAGAGAGUGGCCGCCACCCUUGUGGAAAAACUUUCAACCCAUCACCUCAGGGAUUUUAUGGAUCCAACGAUGGAUAACACCAAGCACAUCUUAAAUUACCUGAUGCCCAUUAUAGACCAAGUGAACCCGGAUCUCCACGAUUUCAUGCAGAGGGCCGAAGUGGGAACCAUCUUUGCCCUCAGCUGGCUGAUCACUUGGUUUGGACACGUCUUGUCUGACUUCAGGCACGUGGUGCGGUUAUAUGACUUCUUCCUAGCCUGUCACCCGCUGAUGCCCAUCUACUUUGCAGCAGUGAUUGUGCUCCAUCGGGCAUCAGAAGUUCUGGCCUGCGACUGUGACAUGGCUUCCGUCCACCAUCUCUUAUCCCAGAUUCCCCAGGAUCUUCCUUACGAGACACUCAUCAGUCGGGCUGGAGACCUCUUUGUUCAGUUUCCCCCAUCAAAGCUUGCUCAGGAAGCUGCUCAGCAGCAAGCCGAGAGAACGGCGGCUUCCACCUUCAAAGACUUCGAGCUGGCUUCAGCCCAGCAGCGGCCCGACACCAUUCUCCGGCAGCGCUUCCGAGAACGACUCCGAGCUGAGGAGAGCGCCAAAUCACUCUUGGCGACAAAACCAAGGACCAACCGCUUUGUCAAGCUGGCAGUGAUGGGGCUGACGGUAGCACUGGGGGCAGCAGCUCUGGCUGUGGUAAAGAGCGCCCUUGAAUGGGCACCCAAAUUCGAACUGCAAAUAUUUCCCUAGGAAGGAAGGAAGGCACUCCCUCUCUCAUCUCCUGCCAGAUGGUCCACAGGCUGGCAGCCAUCUCUGCAGAAGGCAAGCUUUCAGGGUUUUCAGGGUAGCGGCCACAAAUCAGUUCUCUUCCACGAGCAGCCUUUGGAAUAGAGGAGGACAGUUGCCUUGGGCUGCCACAGGCUGGAUGGUCCCAAUUUUGCUGGCUUUUUUGGCCAGCUGACCCAAGUGGCAAUUGACCAUUUUGUACUCCAUGAAGACCUCUUCUGUCCUCCGGCUUCCACUUGAUGAAAAGGGAAGACAUUUAUUCAGAGAAAAGCGGUGGUGUUCCUGCAGUUUUAACUGAAUGAGAGACCUGACUUAGAUAAGCUUUGGGAAUCUCAGUACCCUCUCCAAACGAUUCCAUUGUCUGUCUUAUCAAAAAUGGAAGAGGGCAGCUAGUUUCUGGGCAGUUGCAACAGCAGAACUGGACUCCUGCUGGCUCUCCUUUGGACAUCUGCUGUGUUAGCUAGAAAGGGAGCAGCAGGAAAGUGGGUCUUGUUAUAGCAUGGAAUAGAUCUUCUUGGGACUUUCAAAAUGUCUGUUGCUAUCAAAGUUGAAAAUCAGUAAUAAUUACCCAAAUCAAAGUGGGAUAUGCGGAACUUUCCCUGACAGAAAAUGGGAGUUUCUCUUUGCCUGCAUGAAGGACUCUCACAGAGAUGGUUCACUUUAUCCCAUGCACUCUGUCAGUGAUUCCCCACUCCCCCACUCUACUUCCUCUAGAAAAGCCUCUCACAAGUGUCCUUACCCAACCUUUGCUACUUUUGGCAAACAAGUUCUUGGCCAUCUUGGAAGCCACCAGCCAAGAGUAAGCAUCUGAAGAGUAAGAGCCACCCCCCCUACCUUCAAUGCCCAAGCCAAGGAUUGCUCACUUUGUCAGGUUGGCACCAGCGGGUAAUGCAUUGAGCAAAGAGAGGAUGACUGGACAGCUGAGCAUCGAGGUUUGCAGCAAGCUCAUCCUGCCAUGUUCUUCAGGCUGGAGGAUGAGCCCACAAUGUCCUUCAGAAGUUCCACCUCAUGGAAAGACCUAGAGCUCAGCUUUGUGUGUGCUUCUUUAAAACCAUUGCACUUAAUUCUGCUGUGUGCUGAGAUUGGCUUAUACUGGAAGACAGGUGACCAGGGCACCCACAGCAAGUUGUCUUUCCCAUGUGCUUGCUGGCCUUCUCUUCUGGACAAGCUCGGGAGUGAUGCAAGAAGGACUGUGCCUUCCUCCAGGGGUUGGAUUGGGCUUGUGGAUCUAAAGACCACCUUAACUAAGAAGCUGGAUGGACUUGAACCUUUUCUUUGCAGUUGCAGUUGCAGUACGGUUGUUCAGCAGUUUCUAGGCAGAUCAGCCAUUUGUCUCCCAACUUGUUUAAUGACGAAUUUUGGACUCUACCAUACCUCUGAAGCUGGAGGGGACCAUUGGUACUCUUUCCCCAAAAACUGGGGUCUAAAUACAGUGUCAUAUCAUGAGAAAGAACUGGGCGUGAGGUGGUGCCAUCAGAAGAGCAGUGACGAAAAGGGAUGAGGCAAGUCAUGCUGUGGCCAAGAGGAGGCCUCUAAGAGAAGGGGGCCUGUGUAGGUGGCUGGGGAAUCCCUGAGCUCGUGUUCAAGAAAAGCACUUUACAAAAAUCAGUCCUAAAAGAAGAAUGAGGCCAUGGCAGAGAAUGGCCUUUGUAGAGAGAAAUACUAAGGCAGGAAACACUCCCUCCCUUUCUUUGUAGUGGCCUAUUGAUUUCUGGUUUGUUAGAGUAGAGGCAUUUCCUCCUCCUCCUGCUGGAUCUGUUAUAGUAACCAACCAAAACUCCAGAUUUUAGCCCUAAAAUUUGCUGUAACUAUAGGAAGUGAAACAUGCAGUGAUUAGAAAGAGAAAUUCUAUUUCAUGCUUUCAUUGUAUUUUGUAAGAACUGUCUUACCAGUUCAGCUUCGGUCAGCAGAAUCUAGCAGUGCUAUUUUUGGAGAAGGUUUUGUUAAGGCUUGAGUAAUUUCCUCUCCCUCCCUCUCAACCCACACCCAGAGUCCUACCCAUAGAAAACCAGGCAUCAAGGAACAUUUGGCAAAAGGAUGCUCUAUCUUCAUAGGAGCAAUUUGGACUUUGCCCUGCAGUCUAGAAAAAAACUUUGCCCUUGGAUUUUGCUGGUUAUUCACACUUCUGUUGGACAGAGGAAAGGACAGUGAUGCACAUCUGCUGAGGACCUGGCCUCCUCCAAGGGUGAAUUAACUGGGACACCACUGCCAGGGUGAAGCUGGGAAGAGGGGAACAGACGAGGCUUGGAGGCUCCACCAUCUGUAGGUGACCCUUUUCCUUUGCUGCUAUUCAGGCAGGAGGGUACACCUCCAGGGGUGUGGGCUUCUGGCCUGCCUGGUUACCAGUUUCUGACAAAGCAGCCUGGCAGCAUUUGCUCUGAAUACCAGCUGAUGGGACACUUCAACUUUACGUGAUCCUGUGCUUGUCAACAGAGCAAUUGUGACCCUAGAAGUCCGUGGCUUGGGCCCACUGCAGUUGUGUGCCCACCAGUCCAGAGCAUCUUGCCCACCUGUCACGUGCUUAACUUCACCCCACAGUGGACAGGCAGGUAGCAAAGCCCAAAAGUUGAGUUAGCAGAGAAAAAUGGGGAUACCAACAGCCCUCCCGUCGUGCAUGGGAAUUCCUGGACAGUGUAGCUAUUUUGUAUACUCUAUGUACGUAUGUAACAUGUAGAUUUGUACAGGGCUUGUAAUUGUAUAAAAUAAAUAAAUGCGGUAUUAACUUACUAAAGCACAGGUUGGCAGUGGGCUGUUUUUCAGGAAGAUGCCACAGCUCUUCCCCCGGCCACAUGAAAUAACCAAGGCUUUUCUUCCUUCCCACCCUUCCUCUUCCUCCUUAUGCUUUGACUAAUCAGUCUUCUAUUUCCAGCCUCCCUGGAAACAGG